GUCAACGACUCGCCCGCGCCCAGCGGCCAGGCCCUCGUCGGCGCCGGCACCGCCGCCGGCGCCCGCGACCGCCUGCAGUGGGCUCCCGGCGGCCGGCGCCGCGUCCUGGCGCGCGGCGGCCUCGAGCGGCGGCUGCUCGCCAACGCCUCUGCGCCCGCGGCGCCGCCGCCGCAGCAGCAGCAGCAGCUGGGGCGCGCGUACGUGCAGGGCACGAACCAACCCGUCGUCCUCUCCGCAUGGCUGCGCUCCGCCCAGCCAACGUCGGUCACUCUUGAGGACCUGCCCAGCGGCAAUUACUCCCUCCAGGCCCGCGGCAUCGACGCGGCCGGCAACGUGGGGCCGCCCAGCGAGCCGUGGCGGUUCGUUGUCGACGCGACGCUCCCGCUGCCGGAGGAGAUUGAGGCGCAGAGGAAGCGCGUGCUCGCGCUGGGGCUUGGGAUUGGGCUGGGCGUCGGCGGGCUGCUGCUGCUGGCCGCGCUGCUGGCAGGGGCGUUUUACUGGCGCCGCGCCGCGGUCGCGCGGCGCGUCGAGCGGGAGCGGCGCGCGCGGCA
Molecule: messenger RNA, 551 nt
Organism: Monoraphidium neglectum
Lineage: Eukaryota; Viridiplantae; Chlorophyta; Chlorophyceae; Sphaeropleales; Selenastraceae
Exons: 1
Source: RefSeq, a predicted model, not a curated record